This is a messenger RNA of Cimex lectularius (bed bug), 4067 nucleotides long. RefSeq names its product multidrug resistance protein 1-like. Gene Ontology annotation, biological process: transmembrane transport. NCBI's taxonomy places the organism in Eukaryota, Metazoa, Arthropoda, Insecta, Hemiptera, Cimicidae. Gene Ontology annotation, cellular component: membrane. The record is from RefSeq and is a predicted model, not a curated record. The coding region runs from base 47 to 4027 and encodes 1326 amino acids. The transcript has 28 exons. Gene Ontology annotation, molecular function: ABC-type transporter activity; ATP binding; ATP hydrolysis activity.
UUUGCAGUUCAUUCGAUAGUGACUUGAAGGGGAGACGUUAAUUGAGAUGUCCGAUGAAUAUGACUAUCGCAGCUAUAAUAAUGAAAUCGAAAGAAGCAAUGACGUCUUCCCGUUACCAGGCAAUAUCGGAUCAAUGGCAGUCAAUGUCUAUGUCGAAAAUGAUGAGAAUGUAUACAAACUGGGCUCGAAGGCAAAAAGAAAAGCAAAAAAGAAAAAGAAAAUCGAAGACAACGAAGAACAUCCAAGCGGACUUGCUGGAAUCACAGGGCUUUUUCGAUAUGCUCAACCUGCUGAAUAUAUUUUGAUGAUAAUUGGCUUUUUGGCUUCUAUAGUUAAUGGUGCUAGUUUACCUAUAAUGGCAAUCGUUUUUGGGAAAAUGACAAACAUGUUUAUUAAUGUUUCUUCAAAUGGAUUUAAACAAAGUGGUACAAAUUAUACAAUACCCAAUUUCACAACACAAUCAACAAUUCUUGAUGAAAAAACCCCAAUACCAGUACAAAUAACAAGAGAAGAGUUCACAUCAUCUAUGGAAUAUUUCUCAUUUUAUUACAUUUAUAUAAGUAUUUCUGUUCUUAUAUCUGUAUUUAUUCAGACUCUUUGCUGGGAAAUGGCUUGUGAAAGGCAAGUAUACCGCUUAAGACAGAUUUUUUUCUCUCAAAUCCUACGCCAAGACAUAAGUUGGUACGACGCCAACGAAGACGGUGACCUUCCUCAUAAACUCUCUGAUGAUUUGGAGAGGGUGAGAGAAGGUAUCGGAAGCAAAUUCAGCAUGCUCACGCAGUAUGGUUCAACUUUCAUUGUUGGAAUUAUUGUUGGUUUUAAUGCAAAUGUAAAACUGACUAGUGCCAUGAUUAUAAUAGCGCCAUUAAUCAUAGGAAUUUCUGCAGUUGUAGCAAGGGCAAUGAGUGGAUCUGCACAAAGAGAACAGUUAAGAUACGGCAUUGCUGGAGGAAUUGCAUCAGAAGUGCUUAACUGUAUCAAAAUUGUUGCUUCAUUUGGAGGAGAACCAAACGAAAUUGCAAGGUAUGGGGACGCUUUGGAGCAAGGAAGAAAAGUGACGAUGGGUAAAUACUACAUUCUUUCUAUAGCUGCAGCGUUUAUGUUUGUGACAUCGUACGGUGCUUUUGGUUUUGCAUUUUGGUAUGGCUCUGAUCUCAUAAUGCAUGGUGACGCAACACCUGGAAGCGUUUUUACUGUGUUUUUCAGCGUUAUGACAGGUGCAUUUACAAUAGGAAAUGCUCUCCCUUUUGUUAACACAGUUAGUACGGCAAUUGGUUCAGCAUCUACAAUAUUUAACAUAAUUGAUAGAAUACCUCCUAUAGACUCAUAUUCCCAAGAUGGAAAAAUUCCAGACAAACUUGUUGGUGAAAUAGAGUUUAAAGAUGUUCAAUUUUCAUAUCCUACAAGAACUGAAGUUAAGGUGUUGAAAGGUUUAAACAUUAAAAUAGAACCAGGAAAGUCUGUCGCUUUGGUGGGUGGAAGUGGGGCUGGAAAGAGCACGGUCGUAGGUUUGCUACUGCGUUUCUACGAUCCAGAUAGUGGAGAAGUUUUAAUUGAUGGUAUUCGAGUUGAUGAAUUGAAUCUUGAAUGGCUAAGAAGUCAAAUUGGUGUAGUUUCACAAGAGCCUGUCCUUUUUGGUGUUUCUAUUGCUGAAAAUAUCCGUUACGGGUGUGAAUCAAUAACUGAAUCCGAUAUAGUCCGAGCUGCUACUUUAGCAAACGCUCAUUCCUUCAUCAGAGAUUUGCCCCUUGGGUAUGACACUCAAGUCGGCGACAGGGGUACAAUGUUGUCAGGAGGACAAAAACAAAGAAUAGCUAUCGCAAGAGCUCUUGUCAGAGAUCCAAAGAUUCUUCUUCUAGAUGAGGCUACUUCUGCUUUAGACGCACAGAGUGAAAGCAUUGUACAAGCUGCUUUGGACAAUGCAAUGAGGGGAAGGACAACAGUUAUUGUUGCACACAGACUAUCAACAAUACGGAAUGUAGAUACGAUUUAUGCUCUAAAAGACGGAAAGGUUUUUGAAUCUGGAUCACAUGAAGAACUUAUUGCUAAACAAGGCUUAUACUAUGGCUUGGUGGAGGCCCAAAAGAAAAGAGAUGCUAAGGCUCAAAUUGGAGAGGAAGGGCCAGCAAUAAUAGAGAACCAAGUGACCCUUCAUGAGAAAGAAAGGAGAUCGUCAGGAGUUCUAUCAAGGGCAUCAUUAAGACGAAGUAGGAGAAAAUCAUCAGCACUCGGAAAUGUGUACGUUGGUGCUCCUAAGAAUGAUGAGACUAAAGAGGAAUUGGCAAAGAGAGUAAGCUUUUUGAAAAUCUUGAAAAUGAACAUCAAUCAGUGGCCACACAUGUUGUUAACAAUGAUUGGAUGCGUUAUUGUUGGAACGAGUAUGCCAUUAUUUGCAUCUCUCUAUGCCGACGUUUUUCAUACUUUUACUCUUAAAGGAGAAGAAUUUUCAUCAGCUGUAAGAUUUUGGACAAUAAUUUAUAUUUGUUUUGCCGUUUCAACUGGGUUUGGAAACUAUUUAGUUGCGAUUUGCUCAAGUAUUUUAACGGAAAAAAUGAUAGCAGUUAUGCGCUUGAAAGCAUUUAUUUCUAUUGUUAGGCAAGCAAUAUGCUGGUUUGAUAUCGAAGCACAUUCAGCAGGGAGAUUGGUAACAUGCCUAGCAAGAGACCCACCUCUAAUAAAAUCUGCGGCUGGUUUUCGAGCAGGCCAAGUUUUUAUUGCAGCAACAUCCCUCGUCGCAGCUUUAAUAAUAGCAUUUUCUACAGGCUGGAAGCUUGCAACUGUUCUUUUAUUUGUAGCGCCUAUAAUUGCAGGUGCUGCCUACAAACAAGCAAGUCUCUUGAGGAGACAUCAAAAGAGAGAUGCAAAAUUUAUGGAUGAUGCAGGACAGGUAGCGAGUGAAGCAGUACUCAAUCUGAGGACAGUACAAGCUUUAGGAAGAGAAAAACUUUUUCUCAAAAGAUACAAAGAUUACUUACUACUUCCUUUUGUUGAAUCCAAGAAACAAGCAUAUGUAUAUGCAAUAGUCUUUGCUAUUUCUCAAUCUCUUGUCUAUAUGAUGUAUGCGGCAGCUUUUAGAUUUGGUGCUGUUUUAAUUGAAAAAGAUGAAAUGACGCCUACAUCAGUUUAUAGGGUGUUCUUUUCUUUAUCAUUUUGUGCAACUGCUGUUGGCCAAGCUUCCACAUAUUUUCAAGAUUUUGCGAAAGCAAAAUUGUCUAUUGGAUUUGUCUACAGACUGAUGAGCAUGAAUUCCCUAGUAGAUGCUCUAGCUCCGGGUGGAAUUAAACCAAUAAUCCAUGGGAAAGUAACAUUCAAAGAUAUUUAUUUUUCAUACCCAACGAGAAAAAAUAUUCCUAUACUGAGAGGGCUGAAUUUGACAAUAGAGCCUGGCCAAACUGUAGCACUUGUUGGAAGUUCUGGUUGUGGAAAAUCAACUGUGAUAGGCUUACUUGAACGCUUUUACUUGCCCAUCACUGGCAAAGUGCUUUUAGAUGAUGUCGACACUUCAGUGAUCAACCUAAAAUGGCUGAGAAGUCAUAUAGGCCUUGUUACACAAGAACCUGUUCUUUUUGACUGCUCGAUAAAAGAAAAUAUUGCAUAUGGAGCUAGAGAGCCGUCUAAAGUAAAAGAUAAUCAAAUAUUUGAGGCUGCAAAAACUGCAAAUAUUCACGACUUCAUUGUAAAUCUUCCUCAGGGAUAUGCGACCAUGGUUGGUGACAGAGGCGCUAAACUUUCAGGAGGGCAAAAACAAAGAAUUGCAAUCGCUAGAGCACUUAUACGUGAUCCUAAAAUUUUACUUUUGGACGAAGCUACAUCAGCUUUAGACACAGAAAGUGAAAAGAUCGUUCAAGAAGCACUAGAUAGGGCGAGAAAGGGCAGAACAAGUAUUGUCAUCGCCCAUAGACUAUCAACAAUCCAGAAUGCGGAUGUCAUUGUGGUCAUUCAUCAAGGACGAGUUGCUGAGAAAGGCACCCAUGAAGAAUUAAAAAAUAUGCGUGGUUUAUACUAUGAAUUGAUAAAACAUCAAUAACCCACCAGCAUAAUAAAUUAUUAUUUAUUUUUUGUUGUAA